UUGAUUCUCAAGAAGAAGAAAAAAGGAAAGACAACUUUGGCAGAGUCUGAAAAUGGAAACAAGCGAUAGAAUCAGCUCUGGAGUGACUGUGAUGGGAGUAGAAGCUCCAUCUACGUUUCAUAUGGCCCCCAGACUAUCUGAGAGCCCUAACCAAUUCAUUGGGUCAUCUCUUUCUCCAAUGGGAGCUCCAAUGGCUAGUGUGGGUUCAGGGGAACCCUUGGAGAAGAAGAAGAGAGGCAGACCUCGUAAAUAUGAAGCUAAUGGAGCAACUAAUUUGCCCGUGCAAAUUUCUUCAUCUGCUCCUCUUGUGAUGAAGAAACGUGGAAGAGGCAAGCUUAAUGGUUUAGAUAUGAAGAUGCAUAAGAGGAUAGGAUUCCAUACAUCUGGUGAAAGGUUUGGGGGUGGUGUUGGAUCAAAUUUCACGCCACAUAUAAUCACAGUAAAUGCUGGUGAGGAUAUUAACAUGAGAGUCAUCUCGUUUUCGCAACAAGGACCACGAGCUAUUUGUAUUUUAUCAGCUAAUGGAGUGAUUUCAAACGUCACUCUUCGCCACCCCGAUUCCUGCGGUGGUACUCUUACCUACGAGGGUCGGUUUGAGAUAUUGUCGCUGUCUGGUACUUUUACGGAAACAGAGAAUCAAGGUUCAAGAGGUAGGUCUGGUGGCAUGAGUGUCUCUUUGGCGGGUCCUGAUGGUCGUGUUGUUGGUGGCGGCGUGGCUGGCCUGCUCAUUGCAGCCACUCCUAUUCAGGUUGUUGUUGGCAGUUUUGUAACGGGUGAUCAGCAAGAACAUAAGAAGCCACCAAGGAAGCAACGAGUCGAACAUACUACCUCAUCAACGGUCAUGGCAUUGCCUCCACCCCCUCCUCCUCCGGCUUCCGUCUUCUCAUCGUCAAACACAGAUAGGGAGCAGCCACUGCCAUCUUCAUUCGACAUUUCCAGCUGGACCAACGGACAUGACAACCCGAGAAGCUCAGACACUGACAUCAACGUAUCUUUACCUGCCCACUGAGUUUCCCGACCUGCUCAAGGGUCGAAGAUUAUGCUUUCGGACUAACUAUGUGUGCCGUCCGAACAAUCUUUUAGAUGGGAUUGUUGAAGCUGAAUUAUACUAUACUUUCUUUUCUUGUAUGCCAAUUUUAUCAUCGGUCCUUUAGAAAACAACAUGAGCUGAG
Messenger RNA from Eruca vesicaria subsp. sativa (arugula), 1172 nucleotides. The record is from the annotation of a GenBank genome assembly. Lineage: Eukaryota; Viridiplantae; Streptophyta; Magnoliopsida; Brassicales; Brassicaceae.